CAAUCCAAUCCAUAGCUGAUCCGUACUCUUCGCGCCAAAAAGUAUCGACGUUUGUCAAACUUCGCUGCUCGCGCACCGUCCUCGAAACCAUACCGCAUUACGACUCACACGUCCUCACAAGAUGGGUCUCCUCGCCGACUGCGAAGAGCUGUUCGGCACCUCCGACCUGUACAAGCUUCUCGGCGUGCCCAAAGAUGCGUCCGAAGCCGCCGUCAAGAAGGCGUACAGACGCCUGUCGCUGCUCGUCCACCCUGACCGUGCCGACGAUGCUCAGAAAGAGGCGGCCACGCGAAAGUUCCAGGUCCUCUCCAAGGCGCACCUGAUACUGGGAGACAGUGACAAGAGAGCCGCCUACGACGACACCGGUUGCGUCGACGAGGACGACGACCUGGCCGGCGACCGCGACUGGACCUCCUACUGGCGCGUCUUGUUCCCCAAGAUCAACCUCGCCGACGUAGAAGAGUACCUCGCCAAAUACCGGGGCUCCAGUGAAGAGGUGGCUGACCUCAAGAACUGCUACGAGCGCUUCGAGGGCGACUUCAACGCCAUCAGCGAAUACCUCAUCGGCUUCGAAAUCGACGACGAGGACCGCUACCGCAACAUUUUGAAUAAGCUCAUCGAGGACGGCGAAGUGAAGGCGUACCCCAAAUUCACCGAGGAGACCAAGAGGUCGCGUAACGCGCGAAAGAAGCGGUACGUGAAGGAAGCCGAAGAGGCCGAAAUCAGGAAGAUGGAGCUGGGUUUGGAUGGCAGCCAGGAAUCGCUGGCAAAUGCCAUUGCCAAAAGACAGCGAUCGAGGGAGGCUGACUUUGGAGACCUGAUUCGCAAACCUCGAAGCCAAGUACUGUAAGCCAAAGAAGAAGAAGGCAUCAAAGUGAUGAGUUCUUGCUGUUGUGUUGAGACUCGCAACAGAUGCACAAAGCAUGUGCACGGACAGACUUCCUAACUCUCUCAGUGUUAACCUUGUUUGUGAGCGUGGCCAGUCCAUGCUUGGACUGAAGUUUGCUGGUUGAGUAGUACCUAUUGUUUUAAAAGACAUAUAUUCGUGAUGUGUUAGCGAGACCCAGUGUUCUGAGCUGUGACCAUGGACCGCAUAUAAAUUCAUGCAUACUUUUACGUAUCUGUGGUUGUCUUUUCGUGUGUUGGUUGCUCAAAACGUGCAAAGAAGCAAUGCACAAGUUAGAUUAUUUUGGUGCUCUUCUGAAGUGCCAUGUGCAAGAAAUAAAAACUGUUUGGCACCCUUU
Molecule: messenger RNA, 1244 nt
Organism: Dermacentor silvarum
Lineage: Eukaryota; Metazoa; Arthropoda; Arachnida; Ixodida; Ixodidae
Product: dnaJ homolog subfamily C member 9
Exons: 2
Coding region: 122-850 (242 amino acids)
Cellular component (GO): cytoplasm; nucleus
Molecular function (GO): heat shock protein binding
Source: RefSeq, a predicted model, not a curated record